GCUUUCUAGUUUUCAACAUGGCGCCCGAGGUAGAUUAGCUGGACACUUUAGCCAGCUAUAACAUGAGCUAACAAGUUGUUGUACGGUCUACCUUUUAAUCGUUUCUAAAUAUACGGCUUAUUAGCAAGUUAUAAUGCAGGGAAUUAAUCCGUGUAGUUAAUUUACUCAAACGACAGAUUAGGUGAAAUAAUGGAAACUCGAGGAAUAGAACAGAUGUUUGACUUCCAGCGAUUACCAAACGAUGGAUUGGUGCUGUUGCUGUUAUUGCUUUACUCUCCAGUUGGCCUGUGUUUGAUGUUAAUACGAAUCUUUGUCGGUGCACACGUGUUUUUGGUGAGCUGUGCGCUCCCAGACAGUCUUGCUAGAAGAUUCAUUGUGAGAAUAAUGUCCUCAGUCCUUGGUAUGCAUGUGAGACAGAAAAGCCCACGUUUAAGAGACAAAAGCACAAAACUGUACAUCUGCAAUCACGUGACCCAGUUUGACCACAACAUUGUCAAUCUUCUGACCUCAUGCAAUACACCCAUGCUGGAAGCCUCUGCAGGCUUUGUGUGUUGGGCCCGAGGAUUCAUGGAGCUAGGAGCCAUAUCAAGCCAGGAUGAGAUGGAGGAGUCCCUCAGGAGGUACAGCUCCUCUCCAGGAACUCUGCCCCUGCUCCUCUUCCCAGAGGAGGACACAACAAAUGGGCGUGCUGGCCUGCUCAAGUUUAGCUCCUGGCCUUUCUCCUUGACUGAUUCCAUUCAGCCUGUGGCCUUGCAAGUGAAGAGGCCAUUUCUAGCUCUGAGCACGCCAGACGCCUUUUGGCUGACAGAACUGAUGUGGACCUUCUUCGUACCAUUUACAGUGUACCAAGUAAGAUGGCUGCCCCCUGUAUCUAGACAAGAUGGAGAGUCUUCUCAGGAGUUUGCCAACAAAGUCCAGGAGAUCCUAGCCGCUGAGCUCAGCUUGGUCUCCACACAGAUUACCAAAGCAGACAAAGCCGAGCACAUCAAACGAAAACGGCACAGUGCCCCGCCAACCACAACCUUGAAUCUUGGUGCCAGACCACGUCCACCUCCCUUUAUGGUCCGUAGCUCUGGGGCGGAGGAGCGCAGGAUCAGCAAGAUGGCCCAGCAGGUGAAGGAGGUUCUGCCUGACAUCCCCCUCAGAAUCAUCACCAGAGACCUGGCGCAAACCAACUGUGUGGACACCACCAUCACUAACCUGUUGGAGAGUACUGAAGAGUUCCCUGUGGAGGCUACAGGCGGAGCUACAGCCGGAGCUACAUCUGAACUACGCCCAGCCUGGAGGUCCCCCUCUUCAGCUGCACCCGCUUCCACCAUUAAGCCUGCUGCAAACUGUUUUGGUAAAUCACCAGUCGACAGACACAUGUCCCUACAGGAGAGAAAAGACGCCUUGUAUGCAUAUGCCAGAAGACGCUACGUUGAGAAACACGGACUGGAGCAGGACAACAACCUCUGAAUGAGAACUGAUUUCUGGGAAACGUCUUCUGAGGAACGGCAGUCGUUAAAAUUGAGUAAUUGUACAGACAAUUGUACAGGAGUCUGGAGUGUUUGUUGACCCCCAUGGAGGCAGAUUUUCUGAGGGCAUCAAUGGACCUGCCCACACCGCGUGUACUGCAAUCAUGCAUGUGUCUUUUUAAUUGUUUCUCCUGGCGAAAACAUUAUUUUCAUAACAAUUUGUAUUAAACAUCUCAUUAUUUUACAAUUGCAGAGGUAUUGGUAAAACAAAGUCUGUCUUGCUCUGACUUGAUAAGACGUGUCAGGUCUUAGGGUCAUUAUGAUUUGACAGUAUGUGUUUCGGCAGUACAAACUUUUAAAGUCAAUAAAAUCAAUCAUUUAUAAAUGCAA
This is a messenger RNA of Esox lucius (northern pike), 1847 nucleotides long. RefSeq names its product AUP1 lipid droplet regulating VLDL assembly factor (gene aup1). Gene Ontology annotation, cellular component: membrane. The transcript has 12 exons. Lineage: Eukaryota; Metazoa; Chordata; Actinopteri; Esociformes; Esocidae. Bases 190 to 1458 code for a protein of 422 amino acids. The record is from RefSeq and is a predicted model, not a curated record. Gene Ontology annotation, molecular function: ubiquitin binding.